Messenger RNA from Lodderomyces pseudojiufengensis, 1059 nucleotides. RefSeq names its product putative GTPase. The transcript has a single exon. Gene Ontology annotation, molecular function: GTPase activity. The record is from RefSeq and is a predicted model, not a curated record. The coding region runs from base 1 to 1059 and encodes 352 amino acids. NCBI's taxonomy places the organism in Eukaryota, Fungi, Ascomycota, Pichiomycetes, Serinales, Debaryomycetaceae. Gene Ontology annotation, cellular component: cytoplasm.
AUGUACGGUCAAGUGGUAAUAGGACCUCCUGGUCUGGGAAAAUCAACUUAUUGUUUUGGAAUGUAUCAAUUUUUAUCAGCAAUUGGAAGAAAGCUGAGUAUAAUAAAUCUAGAUCCUGCAAAUGAUAGACUACCAUAUCCAUGUGAAUUAGAUAUACGAGAUUAUAUAGAUUUAGAAACAAUAAUGGAAGAAUAUCAAUUAGGACCUAAUGGUGGAUUAAUGUAUGCAUUGGAACAAUUAUCUGAAGAAGGUUUAGAAACAUUUAUGGAUCGAAUUAAUAAAUUAUUACAAGAUAAAAAUUAUUUAAUAUUUGAUUGUCCUGGUCAAAUUGAAUUAUUUACUCAUCAUAAUUCAUUAUAUCAAAUAUUUCAUAAAUUAACUAAAGUAUUGAAAGUAAGAUUAUGUGUUGUGUCUUUGGUUGAUUCAAUUUAUUUAACAAGUCCAUCUCAAUAUAUUUCAAUAUUAUUAUUAACUUUAAGAUCAAUGUUACAAUUAGAAUUACCACAGGUCAAUGUUAUAAGUAAAAUAGAUAUGUUAAAAGGUUAUGGAGCUCUACCGUUUAAAUUAAAUUAUUAUACAGAAGUACAAGAUUUGGAAUAUUUAACUCCUCAUUUAUUAAAAGAAUCAAAUUCAAUAUUGGGUAAAAAAUAUGUUAAAUUAACAGAAACUAUAGCUGAAUUAGUUGAACAAUAUCAUUUAGUUGCAUUUGAAGUUUUAUUUGUUGAAGAUAAAAAGAGUAUGAUUAAUUUAUUAAGUAUAAUAGAUAAAGCUAAUGGAUAUAGUUUUGGUAGUGAAAUUGGAGGAGAUUCUAUUUGGAAUGAAGCAAUACGGCAAAGUGGUACUAAUCCUGAUGGUUAUCAAGAUGUUGAUAUACAUGAAAGAUGGAUUGAUGAAAAAGAAAGAUUUGAUAAAGAAGAAGAAGAAGCUAAAAGAAAUCAAAUGAAUGAAAAUAUGGAAAUGGAUGAUGACUCUCGACCUUUAAAUGAAGAAGAAGAAUGGGAAUCAGCUUUAAAAGAUUGGGAAAGUAAACGAGGAGGAACAGGUGCAAGGAAUAGGUGA